Molecule: messenger RNA, 1840 nt
Organism: Mercurialis annua (annual mercury)
Lineage: Eukaryota; Viridiplantae; Streptophyta; Magnoliopsida; Malpighiales; Euphorbiaceae
Product: transcription factor bHLH3
Exons: 2
Coding region: 194-1714 (506 amino acids)
Biological process (GO): regulation of DNA-templated transcription
Cellular component (GO): nucleus
Molecular function (GO): protein dimerization activity; DNA-binding transcription factor activity; transcription cis-regulatory region binding
Source: RefSeq, a predicted model, not a curated record
CAAAUGGCAAACACAGAGUUCAUACCGUUGGUACCACCAUUCGUACAAUUACAAAACACAAACCCAAUUUGGGGGCCAAUUUAGCAAAAAAACCCUAGAAUUCAGAUCUAAUCUCAAAAAUCUUAGAAAUUCAAGAAUCUUAAACCUCAAGUUUACUAAUUACACACAGUCCCAUACUUGUCUUCUCUCUGUUAUGGGAGGUGAGAAAUUUUGGGGAAAUGAAGAGAAGGCCAUGAUGGAGUCUAUAAUUGGUGCUGAGGCCUGUGAGUUUCUUAUCUCAUCGGGUUCUAAUAAUGUGUUGGCGGAUUUGGUUUCGCCGCCGAGUAGUUUAGGUUUGCUUGAGGGGUUAAAUCAGCUUGUUGAUGGUUCCAAUUGGAGCUAUGCGAUUUUCUGGUGUGCUUCGAGUUUGAAAUCUGGGGGUUUUGUUUUGACUUGGGGGGAUGGGGUUUGCCGGAACACGAAGAGUGGUGGAGGUGGAGAGGGGCGUUCUGUUGGGGGCGGGAAAUUGGAGGGAGAUGAGAAGAAAAAUGAGACGAAGAAGCGUGUGCUUCAGAAGCUUCAUUCUUGCUUUAACACGUCGAAUGUUGAUAGUUAUGCAGCCAAUUUGGGUGUUGUUUCGGAUGUGGAAAUGUUUUACCUUACGUCGAUGUAUUUCAUAUUUCGGGGUGAUUCAUUGUAUGGUCCUACAGAGUCUUAUAAGUCUGGUAGAUCGUUCUGGACGUCGGAUAUGGUUACUUGUUUAGAGCGCUUUAGGCCGAGAUCAGUUUUAGCUAGAUCGGCUGGAUUUCAAACAGUAGCAUUUCUGCCUGUUAAGUAUGGAGUUGUGGAGCUUGGUUCGAUCAAAUCAAUUCCCGAAGAACUCAAUGUUGGGGAGCAAGCAAAUGCCAUAUUUGGGGGAUCAAAUGCCGUACAGGCAAAGGCUUUCCCUAAGAUAUUUGGGCGUGAACUAAGUCUAGGUGGCUCGAGAUCUAGAUCAAUUAGCAUUAAUUUCUCUCCGAAAGUCGAAGAUGAGUUUGUUUUUACCGGAGAAUCUCUUUCGGAAGCAAUAGGCACUAAUUUAGUCUACGGAAGCACUUCUAAUGGCCGCCAAAGGGACAUUAACGAAGCAAAACGGUUCCCCCAUCUGAAUCAAACGAGUGUUUCGGGUUUCAGUGGUGAAACAAUGGUUGCUGGUUUGGAGCAGCGUAAGGAUGACUCCUCAUCUCCACUAGACGACCAGAAACCGAGGAAGAGAGGUAGAAAGCCUGCAAAUGGGAGAGAAGAGCCUCUAAAUCACGUAGAAGCAGAGCGACAAAGAAGAGAGAAGCUUAAUCAAAGAUUCUACGCAUUGAGAGCCGUUGUCCCUAAUAUCUCUAAAAUGGAUAAGGCCUCUCUGCUCGGUGAUGCUAUUACUUUCAUCACCGAUCUCCAGAUGAAGAUUAGAGUUAUGGAAACUGAAAAGGAGAUGUCAAACAAUCCGCAAAAGCAAUGUCCGAUACCAGAGAUCGAUUUCCAGGCACGACAGGACGAUGCCGUUGUGAGGGUGAGUUGCCCCUUGGAUGGUCACCCAGUUUCGAGCAUCCUAGAAACAUUCAAAGAGCAAGAAGUUACACCUCAGCAAUGUGAUGUCUCUCCAGGGGAAAAUGAUAAGAUUAUUCACACGUUCUCGAUCCGGACUCAAAGCGGUGGUGCUGAGCAGUUGAAGGAGAAACUCGAGGCGGCCCUUUCUAAAUGAUUGCACUGUAUGUAUAGUUUUGGUGUUCAUAAGCUGAAUCUACUCCAUGAUUGUUAUGUGUAGUCUAACUCUAUGCUGUUGUAUCAUGUAUGAACUUGUGUCUCUAAAAUUAAAGGGAUUGCAUUA